This is a messenger RNA of Malania oleifera, 289 nucleotides long. RefSeq names its product transcription factor CPC. The record is from RefSeq and is a predicted model, not a curated record. Lineage: Eukaryota; Viridiplantae; Streptophyta; Magnoliopsida; Santalales; Ximeniaceae. The coding region runs from base 140 to 289 and encodes 49 amino acids. The transcript is spliced from 2 exons.
UCCUCGGUUAAAUAAAUUGACAAAGUCCUUUGUGGGCAAGUUGUCUUAAAUGUGCGCGAAUUAUUCUUCCUUUCCAGACACAACUCUCUCUAAUUCUUCCUCACCCCCUUCUCACAAAUUCUUUCUGCUAACGUAAAUUAUGGAUAAGCGUCGCCGGAAGCAGACCAAGACUACCCACCAAAGUUGUUGCUCCGAAGAGGUGAGCAGUAUCGAGUGGGAGAUCAUAAACAUGACAGAGCAGGAGGAAGAUCUUAUCUACAGAAUGCACAAGCUCGUUGGAGACAGGUAA